This is a messenger RNA of Cyphellophora europaea CBS 101466, 3486 nucleotides long. RefSeq lists its product as uncharacterized. Bases 1 to 3486 code for a protein of 1161 amino acids. The transcript has a single exon. The record is from RefSeq and is a predicted model, not a curated record. NCBI's taxonomy places the organism in Eukaryota, Fungi, Ascomycota, Eurotiomycetes, Chaetothyriales, Cyphellophoraceae.
AUGACCACGCCUCCGGAGGCAAAUCUUACUUCCUGCGACUCCUCCCUUCCACAACAGCGCCUGGAAUAUGAACUGGGUUCAUUCGCGACCCAGGUACAAGACAUCCGCCCAAGGCAGCAAAAGAGCACAGCGAAGAGCUCGGGCGAUCUGAACGCGGCUACCGCCACGACUCCCGCUGUUCGGACAGCGUCUACUGUUUCUGCAUUGCAGGUUAUUCAGCAAGGGGGGUUGAACAGCCGCUCGGGUGCGAAGCUGGAAUCUAGCGACGGUGCUGCACAGGCUAUCAAGAGACGGGUUGACUAUUCGUCUGGGAACGACAGUCCCGCUUCGAAGAGGGCCAGGACUGACCACACAGCCUCGUCUCAGCUCUCCUCACGAAUUGGAGAGUAUGAAGCUCCUCGAAGCAUUAUCGAGGAUAUGAACAGUCCAUAUGUAAAGCAUGCAAGCACUCCCCAACAGGUCAGCAACGGGACAAGCAAUUCCAGCACGGAGCAACUACGAUCUGGCGCACUCAGAAAACUUCGGAACAUUUGGCACGACGAACACUAUGGGAUUCCAGAAAAAUGGCGUGUCAUGUCGAUUGACGUCAAGAUAGCCCUACCUUAUCUCAACCUCUGCCAGCAGGCCAAGGAACAAGGUCUUCCGCUCGCAUGGCUUUGGGUAACCGAGCCAUGCUAUUUGGAAAAAGCUUGCAGAAGUGAGGGCAAAUUGUCUUUCGCUUCCAUUGAAAAGGCUAGCCUCAAUAUGAGGCGUGCUAAAGUCUUGCCCCGGCCGCCUCAAUCUGGUACCAGGAAGACGGACUCGUGCACAGAAACCCUUCCCGCCCGUUCAGGAACCCUGGCUGCGAAUGCUGCAAAAGAAAGCGUCAACCACAAACCUAUCCCUCGCCGGCAAACUCAUGUCUCAAAGGAACAGAUGCACAUUCUGGAUUCGUCACAUAGCCAUUAUCCACCUUUCCCAGGUCAGGAUGUCCGACCAGGAUCAAUACCGCUCAAGCUGCUACACAAUUUCACAACCGAGGCGAACGAGAGUGCGCUGUCCCGCACAUUGGAAGCGCAGCGUCCACUCAGCCCAAGUCAACAGCCUGUAGACGUCGCAAAACCGACGCAAAACUGCGAGGAUAACCAUGAACUGCUGUCUAUGAGCGACAGCACUCAGGAAAUUUCUGCAAGCCAAUGGCCUCCGAGUCCCGAGCUCCCCCAACAGCCCGUCAUCAACUCGCUUGAGGAGCCAACCUCGUCGCGUCCGCCAUCAUUAUCCCCAGUCCAAAGAAGUCGCCAGAAGCCGAACCAUAUACCUGCAGACAGCUCUCCUGUCGACAAAUGCCCAAGCACUGUAUCAGAUAUAGCCCAAAGUACAAGUGAUGAAGAUUCUUCUGCUUCGGCCUCCUUGAACGGGGAUGAUCCUGUCGUCAGCAAUAAGAAGGCGGAGGAAUGCCAGAGUGAAGAUAGGGGAAGGAAGACUAAUCUGCAGGCUCCAGGGCGUACGAUUCCCGCCUUGGGUAGUCCCGAAGCAGGAUCUGAGUCUCUUUCCCCUGUGCCAUCCACGUCCUCCUCUCGUGGCGUGAACAACGCUACUGCAGGCCGACAAAGCUCUGAACAGCUUCACUUCAGUGCUCAGAGUGCAGUUGAGGUGACGCGAACUCCCUUUGUCGGAAGACGAGGGCUGACAGAGGCUUCGAGAAAAAUCGUCAUAAAGGGAGCGAGCUCUAAUGUUUCCGAAGUCGUCGACUCAACUUUCGUGCCUUCAACUUAUAUCGAAACUACGAACUGCAACCGGACUGAAAGUGGGCAAAUACAGCCUGAACGGCCACGAACUACGACCAGCUUCCGUGCACCAGCCUCUCCUUCAAAGCAACUACGUUUGCCGGGAAACAAGGAGCCUACUCGCCCACUUGGUGUGCAUCAAGCAUCUUCUCCACGUGAUUUCAGCAAUGGGGCGGUUGCAAGUCAUCUUCAAGCAGCUCGCGAGUAUCGUCGCAGCGUUCUGAGACCUAUCAGCAAGCCAGUGCCAACACAAAGUCAGGGCGUGGGAGCAUUUGAGCAUUCAGCCAAGGAUCCUCCUAGUGCACCUAUUUCGCAGACUUCGAACGAGGCCGGGCCCAGCGAAGAUGACGCAUCAUCUGUGAAGAGAACAUUGCCUACACCAACCACUUCACCGUUAACCAAUCCUCACUUGAUUAGCAUGAACCACAACGAACGUGCCGAUAGAAUUCUUGACACUAUAGCAAGCUCGAACCCGGCGCUAAGUGGUACAUUCUCUCGAUUCCGGGACGCCUAUUCAGACUACAAAGGUACGCAAAAGCAAUUCGAAGUAGCGUGUCGACUUUUGCUAAAGCACAACUCACGACAACGCGUGCACUCAUCUCUCUUGGACGAUUUUGUGUUCCAUUAUACGCAGACCUAUCCCAGCUACUUCGCUGAAUGUCAUGAAUUAGGCGAGGAGGCUCUUCCAUACGGCGACUUCUUCGACACUGUGCAGCCCACUCACAUGAAGAGGAUUAUUGAUUUUACUGCACUUGAACGCGAGAGUGGCACAAAUGUCGCCCAGCCGUCCAAAGCGACUGCGUCAACGAACAAUUUGCUCGCUUCACAGGGACCCAAAGGCAAUAAUCCUUUUCAGGCAGCGCAGGAGUCCUAUGGUGGCUCAGAUGCGUUCUGGUGCAUCACUCCUGCCAUAGCCAGCAAAGCCGAUGCUUCACUCGCUCGGGAACCGGCGCUCCCUGGGCAAGAUCUGACCUCAUCUCAACAUACAUCGGUCCAGGAAUGGAUCUUGGCUACACGAGGCGAGUCACCUGAACUUGGCACUCCUGACAUCGCUCGCUCGUCCAAAUCGCCAAGAAGCUCAUUGCAAGCUACCCCAGCCAUGUCAUUCAAAAGGUCGCCGCCCGUCGAUGCUGAACAUCUGGCAACCAUCAAACGAUCCAAAUCGAACCCAACAGCUGCAGCCACGACCAUAGCCGCCACAGUCGCCACAGUAGCGAGAACCUCGCAGAAACAUCACGCAAGUUUCGCCACAGACACUCCAUCUAACAACAAGACUGAUCGACCUGCCAAUCAGGCUGUUGCUGCUACUCCACGUUCAACACCAGCAGGUGCUAGGAGUCUUCCAGCUUCCUUCUCGGCUCAUCGGAGUAUGAUGGACCGCACGGUUUCUGCUCCAUCUGCAGGCACAGCCGUAUCUGCAACCCCAUCGAGACCACCUCGUCCGCCAGUCACUAUUCGGCCAUUCGCAUAUAAGGUAAAGCGCCAUGCGCCGUCACAGAAACCCGCCGUUCCUCCAGCAUCCGCGUCGCCCUUUGUGUUACCCUCUAAAAGCGCAGCGCGGCUGGGCGAAUAUUGGUGGAAGGAUGAGAACACGCCUUUUAAAAAGUUUUUCUCCAGCUGGAAUAAGCUGUACUCGGAGAAAUCUCAGGAUAGGACCCCAGCUGCCCAGGCUGGCGUGAAUCCUUACGCUCUUGCGGACGUCACGCAAUGGAGGAAGUAA